ACACAAAAUAAAUAAAUAAAUUGAUAUUUCCCUUUUACUCAUUUGAUCUCCGGCUUAGAUCUACCUGAUUAUUCAGCAUUACUUCCAAGUUUGAAACUUUUGCGACCAUCAGGCAAUUUUUGUUUCUCUGCAUGACUUUCAAUGGAGCAAAUGGAUGAUGUAAAAGAAUCAUCAAAUGAUGUCAGUGAAGUAGAAGUCACUAAUGCUUCACUUAUUCCUGGCCUUCCAGAUGAUAUUUCUCUUAUGUGCUUGGCAAGAAUUCAUAGAAAAUAUCAUUCAGUCCUGAAGUGUGUCUCAAAAAGAUGGAGGGACUUAGUUUGCGGGCAAGAGUGGCACUGUUAUCGCCAAAAGCAUAAACUUGAUGAGACCUGGAUCUAUGCUUUGUGCAGGGACAAAUUUGAUCAAAUUUGUUGUUAUGUUUUGGAUCCUACCUCAUCAAGAAGAUGUUGGAAGCCCGUUCAUGGGCUUCCACCUCACAUCAUGAAAAGAAAAGGCAUGGGUUUUGAAGCUUUGGGAAAUAAGCUAUUCUUAUUGGGUGGCUGUAGCUGGUUAGAAGAUGCUACUGAUGAGGUCUAUUCAUAUGAUGCUUCCAUGAACACUUGGGUUGAAGCUGCUUCCAUGUCAACUGCUAGGUGCUACUUUGCUUGCGAAGUUUUGGAUGAAAAACUAUAUGCUAUUGGUGGGAUAGUUUCUAAUUCAAGUGAUCCUCAUUCCUGGGAUACUUACGACCCUCAGACAAAUUGUUGGAAAUCUCAUAGAGAUCCUAAUAUUGUUUCUGACAUUGAAGAUUCAGUAGUAGUCGAUGGCAAGAUAUACAUCCGAUGUGGCAAAUCUCCUGUCACUCCUCCUGUAUAUGCUGUUUAUGAACCAUCAAGUGGCACAUGGAAGCAUGUAGAUACUGACUUGGUGUUAGAAUGGAGAGGUCCUGCAGUUGUUGUUCAUGAGAACCUUUUUCAUUUGGAUCAGAGUAUGGGAGCUAAGUUGAUGAUGUGGCAUAAAGAUAGAUGUGAAUGGAUACCCAUUGGAAAGCUAUCACCAUUGCUUACAAGACCACCUUGCCAUCUUGUUGCAGUUGGUACAAGAAUUUUUGUUAUUGGGAAAGGGCUUAGCACUGUGGUUAUUGAUGUUGGUGAUUUGGGAAAUCUGGGAGGGAUGAUUAUAGGUUCUUCUAUACCCGGAUUAUUAUAUGAUUUCAGUGUAAUUAGUUGUAAAUGCUUGUCGAUCUGAAGUACAAAUUGGUUUUUAUUUGUGUUCUUGUGUACACUGUCUAGAUGCAUGUAUCAAU
Molecule: messenger RNA, 1285 nt
Organism: Abrus precatorius (Indian licorice)
Lineage: Eukaryota; Viridiplantae; Streptophyta; Magnoliopsida; Fabales; Fabaceae
Product: F-box/kelch-repeat protein SKIP4
Exons: 3
Coding region: 142-1227 (361 amino acids)
Molecular function (GO): protein binding
Source: RefSeq, a predicted model, not a curated record